GCCCAAGCAUCCACCGUCCGACCGAGCGAGCUAAACGGCCACCGCUGAAGGAACCCGCAAAGGAACCGUUGCCCUUGGAGAAGGAGUUUUGGUUGGGGUUCCGGGGUUGAGAAGGAGAGCUGUAUAGAGCGACGCGAUUGGAGCCAAGGAUGAGGUGAGAGAUCUGAUGAGUGGCCGACAGAUGGAGAACACAGCAUGGCAGACCAUCUUUCCGCCGCGCUGCCGCCCUGGACAAGGAAUCUGCAGUUGUAUGUGUCUCCAGCCAUCAAAUCCAUGCUGCUUUGCCAUCAAAUCCAUGCCCUCGGUGUCGCUUCUGCAGUCGGUGCCCGCCUGCUUGGCUGGCCUCGUGCUGCUGUUUCGCGUGCAGAUCCGGCGGAGGGGUUGGCGACGAGUUCGAGAAGGGAGGACGAUCCGUUGGGGAAGCCAUCGAAGCCUCGAAGCGUCGAGUGCACCCUCCGCGCGGCGAAGCUGCGGUAGACGUGAAGACGCUCCGCCGAAGGCAGCAGAGGAAGUGGUGCAGAAGCUCCAAGCGAUCGGUUCACGAAACUUUGAGGACUGUCUUGAAACCAUUUUGCUACAAGUGAGGCGCUCCAAGGCAAACCUUCAGCCCGUCUUGAGGGGUCUGUGCCAGCAAAAGGGAGCAGCGAGACUAGUGUAUGCUACCUUGGAAGCAAUCCAGGAAGAUGGUAGCAUAGAGCUAAAUGCGUCAAAUUACACCAUCGGAAUAUCAAGCUGUGCGAGAGCAAACGAGUGGCAGCAAGCAUUGAAGCUAUUUGAGGCCAUGCCUACUGCCAAAGUUCACCCUGACGUGAUCAGCUACAGUGCGGCCAUCAGUGCCUGUGAGAAGGGCGGACAGUGGCCAGAGGCAUUGAAGUUGUUUGAGGCCAUGCCGGAAACGAAAGUUCAGCCCGAUGUAAUCAGCUACAGUGCUGCCAUCAGUGCCUGUGAGAAGUGCGGACAAUGGCCGCAAGCAUUGAAGUUGUUUCACGCCAUGCCCAAGGCAAAAGUUCAGCCAAACGUGAUCAGCCAUAAUGCGGCAAUUAGUGCCUGUGAGAAGGGCGGGCAAUGGCAGCAAGCAAUAAAGUUGUUUGAGGCUAUGCCUGAGGAGAGAGUUCAGCCAGAUGCGAUCAGCUACAAUGCAGCCAUCAGUGCGUGUGAGAAGGGUGGAAACUGGCCAGAAGCAUUGAAGUUACUUGAGGCCAUGCCCAAUGUGAAAGUUCAACCCAAUGUCAUCAGCUACAAUGCCGCAAUCAGUGCUUGUGAGAAGGGCGGGCAAUGGCAGCAAGCAUUGAAAUUGUUUGACACAAUGCCCAUGGCCAAAGUUCAGCCUGACGUGAUCAGCUGCAGUGCAGCCAUCAGUGCUUGUGAGAAGGGCGGGCAAUGGCAGCAAGCACUGAAUUUGUUCGAGGCCAUGCCCAAUUUGAAUGUUCAGCCCAACAUGAUCACCUACAAUGCAGCCAUCAGUGCUUGUGAGAAGGGCGGGCAAACGCAGCAAGCACUGAAGUUGUUGGAGGCCAUGCCUGAGGUAAAAGUUCUGCCUGACGUGAUCAGCUACAAUGCGGCAAUCAGUGCCUGUGAGAAGGGCGGAAGGUGGUCGGAAGCAUUGAAGCUAUUUGAGGCCAUGCCCAAAGUGAAAGUUCAGCCCAACUUGAUUAGUUACAAUUCUGCCAUCAGUGCCUGUGAAAAGGGCGGGCAAUGGCAGCAAGCAUUGAAGUUGUUUGAUGUCAUCCCGAAGUUGAUGGUUCAACCAAACAUCAUCAGCUACAAUGCAGGCAUCAGUGCUUGUGAGAAGGGUGGGCAAUGGCAGCAAGCACUGAAUGUAUUCGAGGCCAUGUCCAUCGUGAAAGUUCAGCCCGAUGUGAUCAGCUACAAUGCAGCCAUCAGUGCCUGUGAGAAGGGCGGACAGUGGCCGGAAGCAUUGAAGCUGUUUGAGUCCAUGCCCAAGGUGAAAGUUCAGCCCGACGUGAUCAGCUACAGUGCGGCAAUCAGUGCCUGUGACAGGGGCGAACAAUGGCAGCAAGCACUGAAGUUGUUUGAGGCUAUGCCCGAAGUGAAACUUCAGCCCAACGUGAUCAGCUACAGUGCUGCCAUCAGUGCUUGUGAGAAGUGCGGACAAUGGCAACAAGCAUUGAAGUUGUUUGACACCAUGUCCAAGGCGGAUGUUCAGUCCAACGUGAUCAGCUACAAUGCGGCAAUUACGGCCUGUGAGAAGGGCGGGCAAUGGCAGGAAGCAUUGAAGUUGUUUGAGGCGAUGCUCGAGGCAAACGUUCAGCAAGAUGUGAUCAGCUUUUGUGUGGCCAUCAAUGCCUGUGAGAAGGGCAGACGUUUGCCGCAGGCGCUGAACUUGUUGCAAGGUCUUGAACUUCAAGCGGGGCUGUUGUCCAAGAACCCAGGUUGAAUUUGAUGAAGACGGACUUGCCAGCCGCCUUCUUCCGUGUUCGAGCCAGCUUCAAGGAUGUUUCUUUUUGACACGGACAUGUGUUGAAGCAGUUAGCACCACUUUACUACCAAUCAGCCCCCCCUUCGAGGGACGUGAGCGCCAGUUCCAAUCCAUUUCUGUAACUCAUGGAGAACAUUGAGAAACUCAUCUCGCUGCCCGCCUGUCACGGGCAAGAGAUGGGCAUCACGGCAUCAGCUGUUGGUUUAGCAUCACUUGUGAUUGGCACUUCGAUGCACGGAAUGCAUGCAUGCUGUGGGGGCCAAUCUCAUGAUGUGUGCAGUGCUGAAGCUGGAAUGGAUACAAAAGCACCGUGCUUCGUUCGCUUCGAAGUGACCCCCGCACUGAAUCCAGGCAAAGUUCGUUCAGUUCGUUCGUUCGUUGGUUCGGCCCG
Messenger RNA from Durusdinium trenchii, 2831 nucleotides. The record is from the annotation of a GenBank genome assembly. Lineage: Eukaryota; Dinophyceae; Suessiales; Symbiodiniaceae.